Spathaspora passalidarum NRRL Y-27907 is the source of this 942-nucleotide messenger RNA. Its product is annotated as class I SAM-dependent methyltransferase. Gene Ontology annotation, molecular function: methyltransferase activity. Bases 75 to 914 code for a protein of 279 amino acids. Lineage: Eukaryota; Fungi; Ascomycota; Pichiomycetes; Serinales; Debaryomycetaceae. The record is from RefSeq and is a predicted model, not a curated record. The transcript has a single exon.
CAGUUGAUCUAUAUAAAGCCCACGGAAGUAUAGUUUACAUUUGGAAACAAUAUUUUAAGCAUCUAUUAGUAACAAUGGUUCAAGAACAAGCAUAUUACGGUAAGGGUUACAAAAAAGCAAUUUCAGAUACUCACGCUUGGAGAAAGGUUGAUAAUGCCGCUGCAUUCGUCAUUCCUGUACUUAAGCCAAACUUUAAAGUGCUAGAUGUAGGCAGUGGACCAGGUACGAUUACUGUUGAUUUUGCUGAUAAUUACCUUACUGAAGGUGGUAGUAUUAUCGGGGUUGAGCCUACUCAAGAAGUCUUAGACACUGCUGAAGCAUACAAGAAGAAGUAUGCCGAGGAAAACAACAAGAGCCUCGAUAAUGUGACAUUCCAAAAGGGAUCAAUUUAUGAAUUACCUUUUGAAGACAACACUUUUGAUUUAGUGCAUGCCCAUCAAGUUGUUCUCCACUUACAAGACCCAGUCUCUGGGUUAAAAGAGUUGAGAAGAGUCACUAAACCAGGAGGUUUCGUUUGUGUUAAAGACAGUGAUCUUGAAUCAUCGGUUGUAACUCCUGCAAAGUACCAAAAACUUCAGGAUUAUUAUGUCAUCAAGGCAAAAGCUUCCGGAUACACUGACUCUCAAGCAGGAAGAAAAUUAAGAGGUAGAGCAAUUGAAGCUGGUUACGAGGCUGCUAGUAUUCAAACUACUGUGUCAAACUGGGUGAUUACUGAUGUCUAUAUCAAGAAGUUGUAUUACAAGUUGAUCACUAGUAGAGUUCAAAAUGCUGGUGAAGAACUUUAUCCUGGUGAUGCUGAAAAGAAUCAAUAUGCUAAGAAGGUAUUUCUUGACUUGUUUAAGGAGUUUUCUGAUGACGAAACUAGUAUGAAAGUCCAUGCAAAUUAUGAAAUUACCUAUCAAAAGCCAGAGUAGAAAUGCAUUAUAUAGAACUAGAAUAGAU